Striga asiatica is the source of this 1719-nucleotide messenger RNA. NCBI's taxonomy places the organism in Eukaryota, Viridiplantae, Streptophyta, Magnoliopsida, Lamiales, Orobanchaceae. The record is from the annotation of a GenBank genome assembly.
UUUGAGCCACUCGAAGCAAAUGGCAAACCACAAAUCUCUCAAAAAUCCCACAGCUAUAUAAAAACACCUUCCCCACAGCACAGCAAAAUGAAUAAACUCAUCUUCCCUUAAAGAACCAUUUGCAUUCUUGAGUGUGGUUCUAAAAAGGUCAGGUCUGGUUAAAAGGUCCGAAACCCGCCUAGCGAAUACGGGUUCGGCCCCAGACCGAAAAAAAAAAAGGACAAAAAAGGCAAAAAAUCUGUAUUCAAAACUAAAAAAAGAAGAAUAAUGCAGAUGGAUUUCGGACGCUACACACGGUUUGUCGUGCUCUUUGCUAUUGCCUCGUGCAUCAACGCAAACAUCUUCGAGCUCGACGAGGUUUGGCAGAAACGUGCUGACGAGGCAUGGAACCGGACCCUCGCGUCUUACGAGCCUAAUCCCGAGAAGAUCGUCAGCCACCUCAACCUCCACGUCCACAGAGCCAUGAAGGAAGUGAAGGCCGAGAAAACGGGCACGAACAGCACGCGCCGCCACCUGUCGCACGGGUACAGCGGCCCGUGCCUGGCGACGAACCCGAUCGACCGGUGCUGGCGGUGCCAACCCAAUUGGGCGGAGAAUCGAUUUCGGCUGGCGGAUUGCGGUCUCGGUUUCGGGUACAAGGCCAAGGGCGGAAAAGGCGGGAAAAUCUACGUGGUGACGGACUCGUCAGAUACCGACAUGGUGAACCCGAAAAAGGGGACCCUUCGGCACGCGGUUAUUCAGAAGGAGCCAUUAUGGAUAGUUUUCGCUAAAGACAUGGUCAUCCGAUUGAGCCAAGAGCUGAUAAUGACGAGCGACAAGACGAUCGACGCUCGUGGGGCCAACGUCCACAUCGCGUACGGAGCCGGGAUCACGAUCCAAUACGUGAAGAACGUCAUAAUCCACGGGCUCCGAAUCCACGACAUAGUCCCGGGAUCGGGAGGCCUCAUCCGAGACGCGGUCGACCACUUCGGACUCCGGACAAGGAGCGACGGGGACGGGAUCUCGAUUUUCGGGGCGCAAGACGUGUGGAUCGACCAUGUCUCGAUGACAAAUUGUAGCGACGGGCUCAUCGACGCCAUCAUGGGCUCGACCGGCAUCACCAUCUCAAACGGACACUUCACCGACCACAACGAGGCGAUGUUGUUUGGGGCAAGCGACUCGCACUCAAAUGACGCGCUCAUGCAAAUAACGGUGGCGUUUAACCACUUUGGAAAAAGGAUGGUUCAGAGAAUGCCGAGGUGUAGGUGGGGAUACAUACACGUCGUCAACAACGAUUACACGCACUGGAAUAUGUACGCUAUUGGUGGGAGCGCCCACCCGACAAUCAUUAGCCAGGGAAAUCGCUACAUUGCUCCACCGGACAAUCCAUUCGCCAAGGAGGUGACGAAAAGGGAGUACUCACCGGAGUCUGUGUGGAAGAUGUGGACAUGGAGAUCGGAAGGGGACAUGUUCUUGAGAGGGGCAUUUUUCGUGCAGUCGGGAGACCCAAAAUUCACGAGCAAGCACCCGGAAAAGUACGACAAGAUUGUGGCUGCAUCCGCGCAGAAUGUUGGGGAGAUGACCAAGUUUGCAGAAAAGGUGCUCCUGCUCGGUCUUGAACCUGAUGAGAAGAUCAAAGUAAUGCAUAUUCGAACUCUCAGCAGUAUAUGCCUCUCGAACUCCACAUUGUUUCAGUUCAAGUUGUGCAAAUUCUAUCGACAUAUGUAUGUAACAUACUAA